Messenger RNA from Aspergillus fijiensis CBS 313.89, 1307 nucleotides. RefSeq names its product RNA polymerase III-inhibiting protein MAF1. Gene Ontology annotation, biological process: negative regulation of transcription by RNA polymerase III. Bases 170 to 1150 code for a protein of 326 amino acids. The record is from RefSeq and is a predicted model, not a curated record. Gene Ontology annotation, molecular function: RNA polymerase III core binding. NCBI's taxonomy places the organism in Eukaryota, Fungi, Ascomycota, Eurotiomycetes, Eurotiales, Aspergillaceae. Gene Ontology annotation, cellular component: nucleus. The transcript has 2 exons.
AACCAACAAACGCAUCGUGAUUCCGAAUAGUUGAGGAAUUCACCUUCUUUAUACUGUCGCAAUCGGUGCUCUUCAGUCACACUGAUAAUCCAUUCUCUCUCUUUCUAUCCCAUCGCCUUUUAUCGUGAUUCUUAUCUACGUCAUCCGCUCACCGCAUAUCUGGCCCCAGAUGAAGUUCCUUCCUUUGCCCGAACUUGAGGACGUGACGAGCUCGCUGAAUUUCGACACCGCCGACUGUCAUAUCGUUGGUGGCUGUGACCUAUAUACCACCAAGGCCGCCCGAGCGGAUCGGAAGUUGUACAGGAAUAUUGAGCAAUCUUUGGAGUCCCAAUAUGAAUCCGUGCUUCGCCUGUCGGCUUCGCUGUCGCCGCCGAAUGCAUCCGACGCGGCCGCGUCGCUCAAUCUGUCCCGCUCCAGUCCCUUUGGCCCCCUGAGCGAUCACUCCAGCCGUCGAACCUUUGCAUACUUGAUCGCAACAUUAAAUGCCAGCCAUCCCGAUUACGACUUCUCACAUGUAUUGCGCCCGUCUGAUUUCCACCGCGAGCGCAAUCUCAAGAGGGUCAUGAACACGAUCGACUCCACAUUGUUCAACUUGCGACCGCGCGAAGCCAUUGACCUGACACCCCCAUCGCCUGUGACCGUCUCUGGAUCAUACAACGCGGGUGCAUCUGCUACAUGGGGACCGAAAAUGUGGGGAGUCAUUAAUGAGCAUAUGUCGCUGAAAGAGUGCUCAUUGUAUUCUUACUCGCCGGAGGAGGAUCCGUCGGACGCCGAUGACGGAGCGAUCUGGAGUCUCCACUAUUUCUUCUUCAACCGGCUUCGCAAGCGGGUCUGCUAUCUUUAUCUCCGAGCUAUCCCGAUCCUGAGUCAUACUCCCAGUGAGGGAGUGGCUACGCCUACGACGAAGCGCACAUAUGAUGACGGAUACUUGACCCCCGAACUCAGCUCUAGCAAGCGGGCUCGCUAUUGGCUGGGCGAAGGCGUCGAGCUCGACAGUGAAAGUGACGAGGAGGAUCUUUCGAAGUCGCAUCAUGCUGGAGACGAGUACGAUCCAUAUGUGCUCAGUGACGAGGAGUUCCGAUCCCGGUCCGGUAGUAAAGGGACCGUUCGGGCGAUGAGCGAGGAAAUCGCCGACUCGAUGGAAGUCUGAUUGUGCUUUGCUGAUUUUGACCGCACUUCCGCAGCCUUUUGCGCUGCUUCUGAUUCUUCAACCUUGAACAUGUUCGGCUUGCCACUCGAUUCUCUUCCACUAUGUUCGGCCAAUCGCGUUCUGUGUGUUUCGGCGUUUGUUUUGUUACUGCAUUCAA